AUGUUGGUUGAACUCGCAGUUGCUUUAUUGGUGAUAGCUCUCUUUAUACACUUGCGUCCAACACCCACUGCUAAAUCUAAGGCACUUCGCCACCUUCCUAAUCCACCAAGUCCUAAACCUCGUCUUCCUUUCAUUGGUCAUCUUCACCUUUUGGAUAACCCUCUUCUUCACCACUCUCUCAUUCGUCUAGGACAACGUUAUGGCCCUUUGUACUCUCUUUACUUUGGCUCCAUGCCUACUGUUGUUGCCUCCACUCCUGAUCUCUUUAAACUCUUCCUUCAAACGCAUGAAGUGUCUUCCUUCAACACAAGGUUCCAAACCUCUGCUAUCAGACGGUUAACCUAUGAUAACUCCGUUGCUAUGGUUCCCUUUGGACCUUACUGGAAGUUCAUUAGAAAGCUUAUCAUGAACGAUCUCCUUAACGCCACCACCAUCAACAAGUUGAGACCCUUGAGGACUAGAGAAAUCCGCAAGUUUCUUAAGGUUAUGGCUCAGAGCGCUGAAACUCAAGAGCCACUUAAUGUCACUGAGGAGCUUCUCAAGUGGACAAACAACACAAUCUCUACAAUGAUGUUGGGUGAGGCUGAAGAGGUCAGAGAUAUUGCUCGUGAUGUUCUUAAGAUCUUUGGUGAAUACAGUCUCACCGACUUCAUUUGGCCUUUGAAGAUGUUUAAGCUUGGGAACUAUGAGAAGAGAAUUGAUAACAUUUUCAAUAAAUAUGAUCCUAUCAUUGAAAAAGUUAUCAAGAAACGACAAGAGAUUGUCAACAAAAGAAAAGAGAGAAAUGGAGAAAUCGGCGAAGGUGAGCAAAGUGUAGUUUUUCUUGAUACUUUGCUUGAAUAUGCUCAAGAUGAGACAAUGGAGAUCAAAAUUACAAAGGAUCAAAUCAAGGGUCUUAUUGUGGAUUUCUUCUCUGCUGGGACAGACUCCACUGCUGUGUCAACAGAAUGGACUUUGGCAGAGCUCAUCAACAAUCCGAGGGUGUUGAAGAAAGCUCGAGAGGAGAUUGACUCUGUUGUAGGAAAAGAUAGACUCGUUGACGAGUCAGAUGUUCAGGAUCUUCCUUACAUAAGAGCAAUGGUGAAAGAGGCAUUCCGCAUGCACCCACCACUACCUGUAGUAAAGAGAAAAUGUACUGAAGAAUGUGAGAUCAAUGGAUAUGUGAUACCUGAGGGAGCAUUGAUACUUUUCAAUGUAUGGGCAGUGGGAAGAGACCCUAAGUAUUGGAAAAAACCAUUAGAGUUCCGUCCAGAGAGGUUCUUAGAGAAUGGUGUUGGUGAAGGUGAAGCAGCAUCAGUUGAUCUGAGGGGUCAGAAUUUCCAACUUUUACCAUUUGGGUCUGGAAGGAGGAUGUGUCCUGGAGUCAAUUUGGCUACUGCUGGAAUGGCAACACUGCUUGCAUCUAUUAUACAAUGCUUUGAUCUACAGGUGGCAGCUCCAGAUGGGAGAAUAUUGAAAGGUGAUGAUGCUAAAGUUAGCAUGAAAGAGAGAGCUGGUCUCACGGUUCCAAGAGCACAUAAUCUCGUAUGUGUUCCCCUUGCAAGAGAUGUUGCAGCUAAAUUGCUUUCGUCUUGA
Messenger RNA from Vicia faba (fava bean), 1575 nucleotides. The record is from the annotation of a GenBank genome assembly. NCBI's taxonomy places the organism in Eukaryota, Viridiplantae, Streptophyta, Magnoliopsida, Fabales, Fabaceae.